AUGUGGUCAAAGAUUUUUAGGCUUUUUGGCGCCCCUAGGUACUGCGACAUGCCAGACACCAACCUACCAACCGCGAGCUGUGAAGAGGCCAUUAUCCAGCUAAGAAAGUUUGGAUACGCCUUCGAUGACACUGGGGUACUCCGUAAAAUUGAUCCCGCCACCGGCGAACCUGGAAACGACCAGUUCUCCUACAACAUUAGCGAUGACGCCUCUGAGAACGAGAAGCAUUACCAGAAAUUAGCCGAUCAAAUUCCAGAAAUCGUGUACGCUCUGCUGGAAAAGGAGGGCCUAAGGCGGACGUACAUUCCUUUUGGAAAGCCGCCUGAACAAUCUUCCUUUGUAUACUCUCUGCCUGCAAAGCUGUCUCAGUCCAAGAAGCUCCUAGUUCUUAUCCAUGGGAGUGGACAAGUCAAGGCGGGACAAUGGGCUAGAAGCCUAAUCAUCAACAACUCCAUAGACCACGGAACUCAACUGCCGUAUGUGCGACAGGCCCGAAAACUAGGGUAUGAUGUUCUCAUCACCAAUGCAAACGAUGUAAAUAGGUUUUACGACGGCAAAGAUAAUCCCAUAAAGGGUGUGGAAUCGCCAACGCAACACACCAAGUAUGUUUGGAAGAAUAUCGUGAUUCCCUCUAAUCCAGAGAGUGUGGCGAUUGUAGCUCACAGCUAUGGGGGCUGUCUUUCAAUGGAUUUGGUAGAGAAGUUCGCGGAAUUUUUUAAGGAGAAAGUAUUUGCGAUUGCCUUAACCGAUGCAGUAAUGGGCACUAUUGAGAACAACAAAGAGUACAUAUCUGAAGUGGCGUGCGACUGGGUUACCAGCAAGACUCCACUGGGCACACCCGUAUUGACCACCAAGGGCAGCAUCCGAAAGGUUUCAGCAGGGCACACCAAGCACGAGUGGACCUCGUAUACCGCCAUCGAUUCCAUAUUUAAGUACAUGGAGAAGAAGUACGAAAAAAGGGCAAACAAAAAGUGACAGCCCAAUGUCAAUGUGUUGAAGAAAUUUUGUAAACCCCUAGUAUAUCCUAAAAAUGUGAAUAUAAAUUAUAUUUUUACCGCAUA
Molecule: messenger RNA, 1061 nt
Organism: Drosophila bipectinata
Lineage: Eukaryota; Metazoa; Arthropoda; Insecta; Diptera; Drosophilidae
Product: FAM172 family protein homolog CG10038
Biological process (GO): regulatory ncRNA-mediated heterochromatin formation
Cellular component (GO): nucleus
Molecular function (GO): siRNA binding
Source: RefSeq, a predicted model, not a curated record